AUGGACCUGGACCGACCGCCGCCCAGCGCCCUGCGCUUCUCCGGCUGGGCCGAGCCCCCGCUGCCCUGCGCUCGCGCCGUGGGCCGCGAAGAGCCUCCGGAAAGCGGCUACCUGAGUCUCUGCGGCUGCAGCCUGGAGGGCAGCGGAGAAUCCGGCGGGGGAGGCGACCCCUGGAGCGCCCCCGAGCAGGGCCGAGCGGAGAGGCGGCAGAAAGUUGAGUUCUUCCGCAAGUUGGGCUACUCUUCGCAGGAGGUGCUGGGCGCCCUGCAGAAGCACGGGCCGGAGGCGGACACCAACACCAUCCUGGGGGAGCUGGUCAAGCACGGGGCGGCCCCCGGCGAGAGGGAGAGAGAGCCCGCCCCGGAGGCCCCCGAGCCGCCGGUGCCGCUUCCCAGAGCGCGGCCUGCCCCCAACAGCCCCCCGACCCAGCCGGGGCCUCCGGAGGAGCAGGACGGGGAUCAUCUGCGGCCGAUCGUCAUUGAUGGGAGCAACGUGGCCAUGAGUCAUGGAGACAAAGACUCCUUCUCCUGCCGAGGCAUCCAGCUGGCUGUGACCUGGUUUCUGGAUCGAGGACACAAGGAUGUCACGGUCUUCGUCCCAUCUUGGAGAAAAGAGCAUUCACGCUCUGAUGUCGCCAUUACAGACCAGCACAUCCUCCAUGACCUCGAGAAGAAGAACAUCCUUGUCUUCACUCCUUCCCGGCGAGUGGCAGGCAAGCGAGUGGUCUGCUACGAUGACCGCUUCAUUGUGAAGCUAGCCUGGGAGUCGGACGGCAUUGUGGUAUCCAACGAUGUCUACCGGGACCUGCAAGCAGAACGGGCAGAGUGGAAGAAGUUCAUUGAAGAACGCUUGCUGAUGUAUUCCUUUGUCAAUGACAAGUUCAUGCCUCCCGAUGACCCCUUGGGGCGCCAUGGACCCAGCCUGGAUAACUUCCUGAGGAAGACGCCAGCAGUGCCCGAGCACAAGAGGCAGCAGUGCCCAUACGGCAAGAAGUGCACCUAUGGCAUCAAGUGUAAGUUCUACCACCCUGAGCGGCCGCACCAACUGCAGCGCUCCGUUGCCGAUGAGCUCCGGGCCAACGCCGGGCUCUCCCCCACCAGGACUGCACCAGCCACCAAGGAGGAGAGGAGGAGCUGGAGGCCCCCCCAUGGGGAGUUCUGGGGCUCUGUACCUGCAGAGAGUGAGAAAGUCCCCCUGCAGAAGGCCUUGGCUGAGAAGACGAGCUCUGCCCCUCUCAUUAGACAUGGUGAUGUGCCACCCUUCUUCCUCGGUGCCCAUGGCAUCCCAGCCCGGAAGAGCCACGGUUAUAGGAGUUUAGAUCAGUACCAGCUGCCUCCCAGGGACUCCCUUGCCCAUGUCUCUCAAGACCACCUUGACUCGGGCCUUGGCUCCCUUGAGAAUCAGCUCUCUGAAAUGUGGCCCAGCCCCUCGGCUAGCCCUGUCAAGUGGGCCCAGCAAGAGCCACUUGGGGAGAGCAGCUGCAGGGGGCAGGGGCCUGCCUAUCGGGUUCCUCCUGGCCCGGAAUCCAGGAGCUACAGCCAGUACCGGCCUCAGAGCUUCCUGCCAACCCCAUCUGAACAGGUCACUCCUCACUCCUUUCCUGGCUAUGAUGUGGCCUCCAGUGCUUCUCUGGGCCCUAGGCGCAAGUACUGGUCCGAGCCAUAUCAUCCAGGGCCUGCAGUGCGCCAAGACGUGUCGAGAGCUCCCUGCCUGGCCUACAAGGACUCCUCACACCAUUGGGCCUCCCCAGACAGUUUUGCAGAAGAGCGUGCAAAGGUGCACGUCAAGCUUUGUGGGAUCUUCCAUCCUCAUCUGGUGGAGACUGUCAUGAACCGCUUCCCACACCUCUUGGAGCCACAGCAGCUGGCUGCUGAAAUCCUCACAUACAAGACUCAACACCUUGGGGUGUGA
Thamnophis sirtalis is the source of this 1911-nucleotide messenger RNA. It is a transcript of the gene ZC3H12A, whose product is annotated as zinc finger CCCH-type containing 12A. Gene Ontology annotation, biological process: 3'-UTR-mediated mRNA destabilization. Lineage: Eukaryota; Metazoa; Chordata; Lepidosauria; Squamata; Natricidae. The record is from RefSeq and is a predicted model, not a curated record. Gene Ontology annotation, cellular component: nucleus; cytoplasmic ribonucleoprotein granule. Gene Ontology annotation, molecular function: mRNA binding; RNA endonuclease activity; metal ion binding.